This is a messenger RNA of Peniophora sp. CBMAI 1063, 1260 nucleotides long. NCBI's taxonomy places the organism in Eukaryota, Fungi, Basidiomycota, Agaricomycetes, Russulales, Peniophoraceae. The record is from the annotation of a GenBank genome assembly.
AUGCUCGGCUUAAGGUCUAUUGCUCGUGCUCAUGCGUCUCGCGCCGCGGUCAGGUCACAGUUUGCUACUAGGAGCGCGUCAGGAUUCGCGAAGUUCAAUGCAGAGGAUCCGUUUGACCUGGAAAGUCAACUCACCUCUGAUGAGAUCGCCAUACGGGACGCCACUCGCGAAUUCUGUCAGGACUUCCUUCUCCCUCGUGUGAUCGAGGCCAACCGGACAGAGAAACUUGACCUCGACAUCUUACCUGAGAUGGGUAAGAUGGGUAUCCUCGGGCCGACAAUUGAAGGCUACGGAUGCGCCGGUGUCAGCAGCGUGGCGUAUGGACUUAUCGCCCGCGAGUUGGAGCGUGUAGACUCUGGGUACCGAAGCACUGGCAGCGUGCAGAGCUCGCUUGUAAUGCAUCCCAUCAACGCGUUUGGCUCGGACGCUCAGAAGGAGAAGUACCUUCCGGCUCUUGCCAGGGGAGAGCUCGUUGGCUGCUUCGGGCUGACGGAGCCGAACCACGGUAGUGACCCUGCAGGAAUGGACACCGUCGCAGAGGAGACCGACGGCGGCUUCAUCAUACGAGGCAGCAAGACAUGGAUCUCGAAUGCACCAUUCGCCGAUGUCUUCGUGAUUUGGGCUCGAUGCAAGUGGGAUAACAAAGUUCGCGGUUUCAUCCUUGAGAAGGGCAUGGACGGCUUGACCGCCCCGCGGAUACACGAUAAGCACGCCCUUCGCGUGAGCCCGACAGGGUCUAUCUUCAUGGACAACGUCAAGGUCUCGCACGAUGCGUUGCUACCCAAAGCCGUCGGCCUCGGCGCUGCCUUCUCGUGCUUAAACAAUGCACGGUUCGGUAUCUCAUGGGGUGUCAUCGGAGCGCUCGAGUCUUGCAUCGAUGUGGCGCGGAACUACGCGCUUGAACGUCAUCAGUUCUCUCGCCCACUAGCGUCCUUCCAGCUUGUCCAGAAGAAGCUCGUCGAUGCGCAUACGGAAGCUGCCCUGGGUCUGCAAGCGAGCUUGCGCGUAGGCCGUCUCAAGGACGAGGGGAAACUCGCACCUGCCAUGAUCAGCAUGGUGAAGCGCAACAACUGCGGCAAGGCGUUGCAGCAUUCACGCAUUCUGCUGGACAUACUUGGAGGCAACGCGACGAGCGAUGAGUAUCACAUCGGACGACACGUUGGGAACUUGCAGGUCACCAAUACCUACGAGGGUACCUACGACAUCCACACUCUCAUCCUGGGCAAGGAGAUCACGGGUAUCCAGGCGUUCGCGAACUAA